CAGUGAACGUGGCGGCCAUCUUCCUCCUCUGGGCACGUCAGCUGAGCCUGUGACGGCUGAAGAGGAGCGUUGCGCAAGCGCGACCACGACGGUCACAGGUAACUCCCAUCUGACGGGCGAGGCGUCGCCGUCGUCGCCGGAAGUUUGGCGUAUCUGCGCCGGGAGAGAGGCGGCAGUCGCGGCAGAAGCGGCUCUUUCCUGAUACCCGGAUGUGGCGAUUCUCUGGCUCGUGUUGGACCGUCGGCCAGGAGUGAGGAAGAUUAAUUCCCAAACAUAGGAAGCUGUUAGAGGCAUCACUCAUUUGGAAACAUCAUCAGUCAACUUAAAGAAACAGUGAUAUGUGAUUUCUGGCUCAGUAAGUGUGAAGAGUGAAAACAAGAAUGAAGACAUUUAUGAUGAUCCACUUCCAUUUAAUGAAUAGUAAAUAAUCAUCAUGCCAUACAGUUAAUAAACUUAUCUGUUGUGUGUGUGUGUCUUCGUGUGAGAAUCUAAUAACUGUAUGGCAAGAACUGUCUGAGACGUUUUCUGUCAUCAUCCUCAUCAUCAUUGCUUAAGUGUUCAUCGUGUAGAAAAUCAUGUACAAGACUUAUAUGGAAGUGGAUAGCCUAUCCUUAUGUAGGCAUAAGGUGCUGUGUAACGUGUUAAGAGGAUACUUUAAGGAAUGAGUUUGCCAAAUUCUCAUGAGUUAUGGUGGCUGAAAGAUCAAUUCUGUCUUGUGGGAAAAGAAUUAAAUGGCAGCACAAAAGGAAAUCUAUAUUAAUAGAGUAUUUUAUUAAACGAAAGAGGUUAGAUAAGAACUUUAAACUAACAGUCUCAGCAAACAAGGAAAGAAACCUGUUAGCUGUAAGACAUGUUUCAAGUGAAUCGAAGUCCAGUAACUGUAGACUUCAGAAGAAAAAAGGUUUCAAAAUCUUUGUCAAAACAGGUCAGUGAUAAAUAAUUCUUCCAGUAAUAGGGCUAGGCCUGAAAACCAUUAUUAAUUGAAAAAUUAGCAAAACAGAUUGAACCUGAAUUUUUAUUUCACAAAAAGUUCUUAAAAUAUCAAAUUAGAAUUAAAUUGUCCUCAAAUUUCUAUUGUCUUGUCCAGCAGUAAAGCAAAUAUCUUUCAGCCUUCAUAUCAGAUUUUCUCAUGUCCUAGGGAUGACCGAAACCUUACUUGAAGCAAACUAGUAUUUUUGUUGAAAAUGUUCAUCAGCCUCAAAGUUGAUUUUUAAGACCUCCUCAGUAAUAAUACUAGACAUUCAGCAUUCUCACCUAUCAGGACACGAAAAUUCUCCCAAAAACUACUCAGAAAAGGAGGACCUUACUCAGGAAUGAUGUCCAUUCAGGAGAAAUCAAAAGAAAAUUCCUCUAAUGUUGUUAGAAAAAGUGAAGAUAAGAAUUUAGAAACACAAAUUCAAGGUUCUCAAACGAAUCUGGCAAAAAAAUCAGGUCCAAAGGAAGCUGUAAAAUCACUGGUUAAAUCUUCUAGUGAGAGUAAAAUAAAUCAACCUGGAUUAGGAACAUGCAUGAGUACAAGGUCAGCAAAAGCCACGUCCAAUGAUAAAAAAGCUAGUAAAUCCAUUAAUAAAAAUAUGGUGACUGUGAAGGGAAAUUCACAACAAGAAUCUACAAAAAAGAAGAAAUUACCUCAGAAAAAGUCAGUGCAUGGAACUCCUAAAUCGAAUGAACAGCUUAACCGGAGAUCACAAAGACUACAACAGUUAACAGAAGUUUCAACGAGGUCUCUGCGUAAUAGAGAAAUUCAGGGUCAAGUUCAAGCAGUUAAACAGACUUUGCCACCAAGGAAAGAGCACUGUAACAAUUCUCAAAGUAAAUCUAACAAAGCUAAAGCAAGUCAAAAACAUGUGAAAAGAAAAGUACCGGAAAUAAAGUCUGAUUCUAAAGAGGAUGAAAAUCUAGUAAUUAAUGAAGUAAUAAAUUCCCCCAAAGGAAAAAAACGCAAAGUAGAGCAUCAAACAGCUUCUACUUGCAGUUCUCAGUGCACAAAAGGAUCUGAAAAAUGUCUUCAGAAGAACACUAGAAAAGAGGAAAUAAAAUCUGUGCCUGUAACUUCUGAGAUAAGAAGAUCAAAAAUGGUUACUUCAGCAGUCUCUGAAAAGAAUGAGGUGAAGUCCGUUUAUACACAAGUGAAUACUAGUGCAAAAUCCCAAAAAAGUCCACAGCCGUCAGUGCCUGAAGAAAGGGUAGAUAAUGAGCUGGAGCAAGCGGGAAAGAGCAAACGAGGUAGCAUUCUUCAGCUCUGUGAAGAAAUUGCUGGUGAGAUUGAGUCUGAUACUGUAGAGGUAAAAAAGGAAUCUUCACAAAUGGAAACUGUAAAGGAGGAGAAGCCUACAGAAAUAAAAUUGGAAGAGACUGAUAAUGAAAGACAAAUACUUCAUCAGAAGGAAACCAAUCAGGAUGUUCAAUGUAAUCGUUUCUUUCCCAGUAGAAAAACAAAGCCUGUGAAAUGUAUACUAAAUGGAAUAAGCAACUCAACUAAAAAGAACUCCAACUGGACUAAAAUUAAACUCUCAAAAUUUAACUCUGUGCAGCAAAAUAAGUUGGACUCUCAAGUUUCCCCUAAAUUGGGCUUAAUACGAACCAGUUUUUCACUCCCAGCCUUAGAAAUGCAUCAUCCAACUACUCAAAGUACAUUUUUAGGGACAAAACUACAUAACGAUAAAAAUACAGCUUGCCAGCAGGAGGAAAUGAAAGAAAUUAAUUCUGAAGAAGUUAAAACUAAUGAUGUUACAGUUGAAGUUAAUAAAACCACAAAAAGGUCUUCUGAAAAUUGCCAUUUGGAUAAUCAGAUAAAACCACCUCCUGACCCACCUUUGGAUAACCAGAGGAAAGAUUCUUUUGAAUCAGCACCAGAUAAGAAUUUCAGUCUGUGUUUGGAAUCCAAGAUUGAAAACAAUCCAGUGGGAAAUACCUCUACUGUUUUGGCUCUGCUCAGCCAAGCAAAAAUUGAUACAGGGGAGAAUAAAUUUCCAGGUUCAGCUCCCAAACAGCAUACUGUACUCAGUAACCAAACAUCUAAGACCAGUGAUAACAGGGAAACACCAAAUCAUUCUUGGACUAAGUGUAAUUCCCAUUUGGAGAUAACAAUUCCAAAGGACUUGAAACUAAAAGAAACAGAUAAAGUUGAUGAAAAACAGUUGAUCAUAGAUGCAGGACAGAAAAGAUUUGGAGCAGUUUCCUGUAAUGUCUGUGGCAUGCUUUACACAGCUUCAAAUCCAGAAGAUGAAACACAGCAUCUGCUCUUCCAUAACCAGUUUAUAAGUGCUGUAAAAUAUGUGGGUUGGAAAAAGGAAAGAAUUUUGGCUGAAUAUCCUGAUGGCAGGAUAAUAAUGGUUCUUCCUGAAGACCCAAAGUAUGCUCUGAAAAAGGUUGACGAGAUUAGAGAGAUGGUUGAUAAUGAUUUAGGUUUCCAGCAGGCCCCACUAAUGUGCUAUUCCAGAACUAAAACACUUCUCUUUAUUUCUAAUGACAAAAAAGUAGUUGGCUGCCUAAUUGCGGAACAUAUCCAGUGGGGGUACAGAGUUAUAGAAGAGAAGCAUCCAGUUAUCAGGUCAGAAGAAGAAAAAGUCAGAUUUGAAAGGCAGAAAGCCUGGUGCUGCUCAACAUUACCAGAGCCUGCAAUCUGUGGGAUCAGUCGGAUAUGGGUGUUCAGCAUGAUGCGUCGGAAGAAAAUUGCUUCUCGCAUGAUUGAAUGCCUGAGGAGUAACUUUAUAUACGGCUCGUAUUUGAGUAAAGAAGAAAUUGCUUUCUCAGAUCCCACUCCUGAUGGAAAACUAUUUGCAACACAGUACUGUGGCACUGGUCAGUUUCUGGUAUAUAAUUUUAUUAAUGGACAAAAUAGCACCUAAAACAAAUUUGUGCCUGCAGUACUAGAAGACAUCUACUGAAGAGAAUGGAUUGGUUGCUGACUUUAACCAGGAACUAGGGCCAUUUUUAUUACAAUGAACUCAGGACUGGCAACAACCAUAAGGUUGUUCCAUUUUCAUAAAAUUGGAAACAAUGCAGUAAUAGCUUAUUAUUGUUUUGUUUUUUAAAGAAGAUAUUUUAUUAUCUUUUACAGAAAUUUAUGAUUGAUGUAUUUUAUCUAUAGUUAUUUAGACAUGUUUACAUGCAGCAGAUAAUUGUUCAUAGUGGACUGAAAACUAAUGCAAGGACUAUGGUCUCAGUGAUAAGUAUAUUUUGAAGUUCUUAAUAUGGAAAUAUACCAGUGUAGCUUGGUACUGUAUUUUUUUAUAUUGAUCUGCUGAUACCAGUUAUAGUUUUAAAGAUUGUAUUUUUACAGAGCGGAAACCAAUGUUUUGGGUUCUUAUCCAAGGAGGGGGCAGUAUUGCACGUUAAGGAAUUCAGAGCUAAUUCUUAAAUGGCCUGAAAUACAUUCUGAAGGCACCCUUGCAAAAAGGCAAAGUUCCAAAUUAGCAGGAAGAAUUUGGGAGCUUUUUCUUCUAUUUCUUUCUUUCCUGUUCUUGAAGCAGGAAGAAGUGGAAGGUGGUAAAGAAUUGAGACUUUUCUUCUUGGAGAGCUAUAAAGUGACUAGAAUUAGAAAAUACCCUCUAAAGUUUAUUAUUCUUUCAUUCUGGUUUUAUUUCUUAAAAUAAAUGGCACCUGGGCACACUUAGGCUAUUAACAAAUCCCAAAGAGGUUUAUAAAAACCUGUGGAAUAGUUGUAAGCUAACUGUGGAUGACUUGGUAUCUGCUUUGUUAUUCCUCAGAAAUACUACACUGAGUAUAUGCCCGCGUUACUGGACUUCAUUUUGAUACUUGUCUAUCCUUCAUAGUGCCCUCUACUUUUAAAGGGUUUAUAUGUUGAAAAACUGCUGUGGCCUUUUAUGACCUGUAUAUAAUGUAGAAUAAAAUAAUAAAAUACUUGAUAGCUUUUUCUAAGUGA
Neogale vison (American mink) is the source of this 4888-nucleotide messenger RNA. It is a transcript of the gene ESCO1, whose product is annotated as establishment of sister chromatid cohesion N-acetyltransferase 1. Gene Ontology annotation, molecular function: protein-lysine-acetyltransferase activity. The transcript is spliced from 13 exons. Gene Ontology annotation, cellular component: chromatin; nucleus. Bases 1314 to 3851 code for a protein of 845 amino acids. NCBI's taxonomy places the organism in Eukaryota, Metazoa, Chordata, Mammalia, Carnivora, Mustelidae. Gene Ontology annotation, biological process: mitotic sister chromatid cohesion. The record is from RefSeq and is a predicted model, not a curated record.